ACUCGACUCGGACUUCGAAAAAGACCACCUCUUCACGCCCUCUUUCAUGCUAUCGUGCGCCUUCCCUCCCUAUCCCUGAGCCUCCUAUACCCCUCUGCCAUUCGCCGUGCGCUUUGCGACUCAACUGUGAUAUAAUCCAACCGUUGGAUUAAACCUUGCGGGAGCGAUGGGCGGAGACGGAGCGCAGUCGCAGCAUAUUCCGGCCGCCGCGGCUGAGACGGCGGAGGAACAGUACAUCAAGGCCAAGACCUCGGUGUGGUGGGAUAUAGAGAACUGUCACGUGCCGAAGGUGUGCGAUCCCCACGCCAUAGCGCAGAAUAUAAGCUCCGCGCUCGUUAAAAUGAACUACUGUGGGCCCGUCUCCGUCUCCGCUUACGGCGAUACCACCAGAAUCUCCCCCGCUGUCCAGCAGGCGCUCAACAGCACCGGUGUAGCCCUCAAUCACGUCCCCGCCGGUGCUAAAGAUGCUAGUGACAAGAAGAUUCUGGUGGAUAUGUUAUUUUGGGCUGUCGACAAUCCUGCACCUGCCAAUUAUUUAUUGAUUUCCGGAGACAGAGAUUUCUCGAAUGCUUUGCAUCAACUGCGGAUGCGCCGGUAUAAUAUUCUUCUUGCUCAACCACAAAAAGCUUCUGCGCCACUUCUUGCUGCUGCAAAGAGUGUAUGGCUCUGGACUAGUCUAGUAGCUGGAGGGCCACCACUUACAACAGUUGAAACUGCUCAAUUUGUAAGUAACAGCUAUGGGCAUAUACCCACCUCUGACUCAUUACGUACAGAUACCAUUAUGGGUAACAAACCAGUGGAAUCGUUUUAUGAAAGUUCUCAGUUGGGAAACCAAAAAUAUUCAAAUAUGGGAAGAGGAACAGAUGUAAAAUAUAAAGGCAAACAACCUCGCAGAAACUUCACUCAACCUUCUAUGCCAAGAACCUCUAGUAGCAUGAUUGGGUCUGAAGAAGAUUCUAACAGUGGAAACUUUCAUCCAGGAUAUGUACACCCUAAGCAGUUCAAUGAACACCAGGACUUAUCUACUGCAUAUAACCCAAAAGUUGCUAGCGGUGGAAUAGGGAACUCGUAUUAUCCUGGUAAUCCUGAUUUCCCACGAGCAGACAAUUCCCACCCUCAUGUCUCUCAUCAAAUUCACUACCCUCAGCCAUUAAGACCAAACGGCCUCCCCACUGAAACUUCAACACUGCCUGUUAGCUCGUCUCUAACUAACCCGCAUUGGCAUCCUUCUAAUGCAUUAAAUCGCAGACCUGAUUCACCUAACUUGACCACAGCUCCUUCAACCCACGUUCCUGAUAUUUUCAAUUUAAACAUUUCUGAGCACACAAGAAAUGAUCAAAGGGCACCUGCUUCGCAACAACGUAAUGGAGGAGAGAGAAGACCAAUGUCUAGUGAAUCGCCAAACAGAGUAAACUUGAAUGCUCAGCAAAAAGGAUUUAAUGCUCAGAAGAGAUCUUUUUAUCAAGACGGUCAAAACAACAGGUAUCCACAUGGUAAUCAAGAUACAUUAGCACAGUUAUCAUCUGGAACAGGAACUGCUGCCAUCCCUGUAAAUGGUUCGUGGGGAACAUCAGGAUGCCCUAAACCUUCUGAAUAUAUACAAGGUCUUAUUGGGAUUAUCCUACUGGCUUUAAACACCCUAAGAAUUGAGAAGAUUAUGCCAACAGAGGAAAAUAUUGCAGAUUGCAUCAGAUAUGGAGACAUCCGACAUCGCAAUACUGAUGUUAAGAAAGCUUUGGCGUGUGCACUUGACCAGCAAUUGGUUGUACUGCAACAAAUAGGUUCCCUACAGUUGUAUAUUGGGAAAAAUGAGAGACUAUGGCAAUGUCUGAACCCUAUGGGUGGUGAUGCAAACAAGUAUUCAAAAUCAAUAUGGGAUGAAAUCCAAAAAUAUCUUUCAUCCUCUUCUGGAAGAUCUGCUAUACUGGAAACAAACUGCAGGUAUGAGGCAGCAACUGUUAUGAAAAAGAUGUGCUUAAAAGAACUUCCAUUGGGUGAAAUUCUCCAGAUCGUGCAAAUGGUAAUUAACAUGAAAAAGUGGAUUAUAUAUAAUUAUCAGUCAGGAUGGAAACCAAUUAAGGUUGCAGUUCCAGAGUUCAGCCCUGAUUCAGGGCUGGCAGCUGCUACAUAAGCUCAAAGUAUUUGCAGUUGGAGGAGAAGGUAUGAAUAUUUGUAUUUGAUAAUGGCCUCAUGGUGAUGUGAAAUGGUUUGAAUUGAAAAGAAAUUAUAUUUAGCCUUCUCCCCUAGGUAUUGGCUGCUGAAUAUGUAGCCUGGAGAUACAAUAGCAGUAUUUAGGUUCUUGUUUUAGUUUUGCUUUAAGAAGACUUCGAAGGUCUAGCUUGAAAGUUGUGGUUAGAUAAUGUUUGAGACAUCAGAGAGCUGGUAGUUGCUCUCUUUAUAUGAUUGUUUACCUUUGGCUUAUAACAUGGCCUAUUUGGAGAGACGCUUCUAUGAUGAUCAGAGGUAUUGUAUGCGAUUGAUAAUGGAAAUCUGUGGCCAUGGAAGGUUUUGAGAUUCAACUACUUUUUGAACAUGUUGGGGGGCUAAUAUUCUCAAAAUUAACAUCAGAGUUUCGAAUAAGGCUUUCUGUGAUCAAUUCUUGCCGUGGUAUGAUUGGGACUCACAUACUUGCAUAUGGUUGUUGAUUACUACUGUUGAAGAAAACAACAUACUUGCAUAUGGUUGUUGAUUACUACUGUUGAAGAAAACACUGUGGCUGAAGUAUUGCAAAGUAUCAGAGGGAAUAAGGAUAUUGUUGGUUUAUGUGGAAUUCGGGUGGAUGUAGUUUUAUGAUGCAGCUCUAAGAUUGAGAUUAUGAAAACAUGGAAAUGAGUCACUGGAAAAUCACCCUUAAUUGGAGAGCUUAGCAUGGUAAUGUUCUGUCAAAGCCACUUGAAAAUUUGCUAGCUUAAGGAUGGUCUGUCAAAGCAAUUUCUUGGUGAUUAUCGUAAUUUCUCAAAGCUUUGGUUUAGCGGAAUUUAUUGCAUUCUCUGAUUUGUUCUGCAUAGCGAGUUUGCUACACCAGCGGGAUUUCAGACGGUAGGCUUGGAAAUAUGAAACAAAAUGAAGGAUUGAUGAUGACGAUAUCUCUGUUCUAAGCAUAUAAAUGCAAACAGUAUAUCUUAGCUGAAACUUUUUCUCUCUUUACUCUGUUCUAGGUUGUGAAGCUCUCUGCUUCCACUGUUGAAAUUAUAUGUAAAUUAAGUGUUCCAGCGCUUUUGAUGACGAGAAAUAGUAGUACUGUACUUUCUUGAUAAUUGUUGUUAAAUGCGCUUAUAAUAACAGUAUGUUUUAUUAUGCUAAGAUUGUUUGUGAA
This is a messenger RNA of Salvia splendens (bonfire salvia), 3316 nucleotides long. RefSeq lists its product as uncharacterized. The coding region runs from base 167 to 2131 and encodes 654 amino acids. Gene Ontology annotation, biological process: regulation of gene expression. NCBI's taxonomy places the organism in Eukaryota, Viridiplantae, Streptophyta, Magnoliopsida, Lamiales, Lamiaceae. The record is from RefSeq and is a predicted model, not a curated record. The transcript is spliced from 3 exons. Gene Ontology annotation, molecular function: RNA nuclease activity. Gene Ontology annotation, cellular component: peroxisome.